GUGGCGUUGAAAAGAAAUCGAUGAUCAUGUUUUAUCCUUCUAUUGAUUCUGGUUUAUUCCUAGUGUUAAUUUUCUCUUCAUUUGAAUAUUUACAUUCUCCUUCUUUUUUGUGUUGAUCUAUUUCAAAUCCUUUGUUUUUGAAUUUUUGUGAACCUGACCCCCACCAUUUGUGGAGAGAAGAAUAAAAUAUUGAAUUAAAAUAUUGAAUUAAAAUAUUGAAAAUUUUACCAUUAUCAUCAUCUUUUUUCUUCUUCCUCUUGAAGUACUUAACAUUAAAAAAUCAGUUCCUUGAAGUUGAUGGUAUUCUUCUUGUACACUGAUUGAAAUGGCACGAAAAAUAAAUCGUUGCCUUAGCUGCAAAAAGCUAAAGAUCAAGUGCAAUGAAGCUAAACCUAGUUGUGAAUAUUGUGCAGACACUGGAAGAAAUUGUGAGUAUGUUACUCCAAGUGUGAAACGAGUGAAAUUGAAUUCAUUUGUAGCAGAUGCAAGGUUCCCUGAUUGGGCUCUUGAUGUUGCUCUUAAUGUGAGACAUUCGUCAGUAGUACUUCCACAUAAGCAGAGAAAACAAUUAGUUCGAUAUCCUGCUCCACGUAGACUGGUAUAUUGUACUUCGCGAGUAUUGAAAGUAUCUAACUUUGAAUUACGUCUUUUGCAUUUUUUUGAGCACUAUUGUAUACCAUUAUUUUCAAUGAAUGUGCAUAAAAAAGUUGAGCUGGUUUGGAGGAAUGAAAUUCCAAAGCUUUGGAAUUCUUCUACUCUCAUUCGUCAGGCUGUUUAUCUGUUUAGUGCCUUGAACCUUUGGCCCUUAUGUGACCUUAAGCAAUUGGCAGCUACUUCGAUUGUGGACGUUGAUCAAAUAGGUGACUGCAAACAUUAUACAAGCAUUAUAGACCCUGACUCGAAUCCAAAUGGAGGUAAUCUUUAUGUCCAAACCAUUGAAUAUUUUGCAUCUUGUCUUGAAAGUAGUAUUGAUAAUAUCGGAUAUUUAUUAAGACAAGGUAAGGCAAUUUCAACGUUUAAAUCUGCAGAAAUAUUGGUAUCUGGGAUAUUGAUUUUUUCAUUUUUAGGGAUGCAUCCUCAUCGUAUAGUUCCGUUAAUAUCCUUUGAUAGGUCGGAAACUGACCUUUUACAGAUUUGUGACGGUUUAAGAAUAACAUAUGUGAUGAAUAUUCAAAUAUUAUUACAUUCUCCAUAUAAUGGUCUUUUCUUAUCUGAUGAAUGUAUGGAACCCACGGUUUCACCAAAGUAUCCUAUCAUUGAAAACCUCAAGUAUAGACUUGAUGAACUACCAGAUGACAAUUGCAAUAAGAAAGUCUAUUUACAAGCUAUUACAUUACUUGAAACUUGUCUAUUCCGAUCAGUAACAUUGAAUUAUGCGAGACCUUUAUUUCGAUGGAUCUUAAUGCAAGAUGAACUUACCGUAUUGGCUCGUGCAAAUGAUAGAUUUGCUCUUAAGAUUUUGUUUACUUUUGCAUGUCUAUGUAGAAUUUGUAAGUUUCAUCUCUAUCCUGCUGUAAAUAUGUGGCAGGAUUACAUUGAAUGGUAUAAACAGGACAAUAUAGGGCAUGAUGAAAAAGUAUGGAUAGACAUGGAUGAUAUGUUAUUGUACAAGUUUGUUAAAGAACAAGAUUUUGACCAUUCCGAUAUGCAAAUCUUUCGGUCUUUAGAUCCGUAUCUAAUAGAAUAGAGUUGUAUGAAUAGAAACGAAUUUACAAAGAGAAGAAAAGUACUGUAGGAAACGUUAUAUGAGCCAGACGAUGUUCCCAACUAUGAGAAUUAAUAGUACGUAGUUCAUUCUG
Molecule: messenger RNA, 1799 nt
Organism: [Candida] anglica
Lineage: Eukaryota; Fungi; Ascomycota; Pichiomycetes; Serinales; Debaryomycetaceae
Source: the annotation of a GenBank genome assembly